Molecule: messenger RNA, 6474 nt
Organism: Synchiropus splendidus (mandarinfish)
Lineage: Eukaryota; Metazoa; Chordata; Actinopteri; Syngnathiformes; Callionymidae
Product: myosin heavy chain, fast skeletal muscle-like
Exons: 42
Coding region: 561-6380 (1939 amino acids)
Cellular component (GO): myosin complex
Molecular function (GO): ATP binding; cytoskeletal motor activity; actin filament binding
Source: RefSeq, a predicted model, not a curated record
AUUGUAAAGAUAGCCCCCAUUGACAGACAGUUAUUUACUGCCCGAGCAACAUGCGAAGUUAAAAGAAAGUGAACAACAUAUGUAAGAAAAUUCAACCAUGUUGUCUCUGAUACUUUUGCGUUGGUUGGAUGUACAAUUGAAGCAAAUGUUAUUACACUUCUUACACUUUAGAGUGCACUGAUCUCAAGAAUGUUUUUUUUUUUAUAUUUGUGGUCCCGGUUGGGUUAAAGCAAAAUCUUAAACAUGAGCAAUAAGCAUCUUCAGGCUGGCGAGGGCGAGGAGUGAUGGAAAAUACUCAUGCCUCAGGCAUUACAGGGCCCCCGUUUGCUGAGAUGAAAGAUCUACCAAUAUCACUGAAUAAAAUAAGCAACAGGAUGAGCAGAGCCCAUGACCAUAACUGAGGAGGAGGCUGCUGAGCUGACACUUCAUGGCUGUAUAUAAGUAGCAGCCCUGGACCUCCACAUCAACUGAUAGGCUUCCAGCACAGCAUCCGCAGCUUCUACUGGACACUGUACCAUCUCUUUUUCUGGACGGAGCUGAGCCGACACUAAAGAGCCACCAUGAGUACCGACGCGGAGAUGGAGCAGUAUGGCGCUGCCGCCAUCUACCUCCGCAAGCCAGAAAAGGAGAGGAUUGCGGCACAGAGUGCCCCCUUUGAUGCCAAAUCCGCUGUCUUCGUUGUGGAUAAUGAUGAGAUGUACCUCAAGGGCAAACUCACCAAAAAGGAGGGGGGCAAAGCCACUGUUGAUACUGAUAGCGGAAAGAGUGUCACCGUCAAAGAGGAUGAUGUACACCCAAGAAAUCCUCCCAAGUUCGACAAAAUUGAGGACAUGGCCAUGAUGACCCACCUCAACGAACCUUGCGUGCUGUAUAACCUCAAAGAGCGUUAUGCAUCCUGGAUGAUCUACACCUACUCUGGCCUGUUCUGCGUCGUGGUGAACCCCUACAAGUGGCUUCCAGUGUACGACGCUGUGUGUGUUGGAGCAUACAGAGGAAAGAAGAGGAUUGAGGCUCCCCCCCACAUCUUCUCCAUCUCUGACAAUGCCUAUCAGUUCAUGCACACUGAUCGUGAGAACCAGUCUGUCCUGAUUACCGGAGAAUCCGGUGCUGGAAAGACUGUCAACACCAAGCGUGUCAUCCAGUACUUUGCAACAAUUGCAGCUAUUGGAUCAAAGAAGGCUGAGCCAGUACCUGGAAAGAUGCAGGGCUCCCUUGAGGACCAAAUUGUUGCUGCCAACCCUCUGCUGGAGGCUUAUGGCAACGCCAAGACUGUGAGGAAUGACAACUCAUCCCGCUUUGGUAAAUUCAUCAGAAUUCACUUUGGCUCGAGUGGCAAGCUGGCAUCAGCUGAUAUUGAAACGUAUCUGCUGGAGAAGUCCCGUGUCACCUUCCAGCUGUCGGCUGAGAGGAGCUACCACAUCUUCUACCAGCUGAUGACCGGGCACAAGCCUGAGCUGCUGGAGGCUCUUCUGAUCACCACCAACCCAUACGACUACCCAAUGAUCAGCCAGGGUGAGAUCACUGUCAAGAGCAUCAAUGACGUGGAGGAGUUCAUUGCCACUGAUACUGCGAUUGACAUCCUGGGAUUCAGUGGAGAAGAAAAAUCUGGCAUCUACAAGCUGACUGGAGCUGUGAUGCAUCACGGCAACAUGAAAUUCAAGCAGAAGCAGCGCGAGGAGCAGGCUGAGCCUGACGGCACUGAGGUGGCUGACAAGAUCGCCUACUUGUUGGGCCUGAACUCCGCUGACAUGCUGAAAUGUCUCUGUUACCCCAGAGUCAAAGUCGGUAAUGAGAUGGUGACUAAAGGUCAAACCGUCCCACAGGUCAACAACGCCGUCUCAGCUCUGUGCAAGUCAGUCUAUGAGAAAAUGUUCUUGUGGAUGGUCGUCCGUAUCAAUGAGAUGCUGGACACCAAGCAGCCCAGGCAGUACUUCAUUGGUGUGCUGGAUAUUGCCGGCUUUGAGAUCUUUGACUUCAACAGCUUGGAGCAGCUCUGCAUCAACUUCACCAAUGAGAAACUGCAACAGUUUUUCAACCAGCACAUGUUCGUCCUUGAGCAAGAGGAGUACAAGAAAGAGGGUAUUGAAUGGGAGUUCAUUGACUUCGGUAUGGACUUGGCAGCCUGCAUUGAGCUUAUUGAGAAGCCAAUGGGCAUCUUCUCCAUCCUUGAAGAGGAGUGCAUGUUCCCCAAAGCCUCUGAUACAACCUUCAAGAACAAGCUGCACGAUCAGCAUCUUGGCAAGACCAAGGCCUUUGAGAAGCCAAAGCCUGGAAAGGGCAAAGCCGAGGCUCACUUCUCUCUGGUUCACUAUGCUGGUACUGUGGACUACAAUAUCGCCGGCUGGUUGGACAAGAACAAGGACCCCCUGAACGACUCUGUGGUCCAGCUCUAUCAGAAGUCUGCGAACAAACUGCUCGCAUUCCUGUAUGCUACUCACGCUGGAGCUGAGGAGGCUGCUGGUGGUGGUGGUGGCAAGAAGGGCGGCAAGAAGAAGGGUGGUUCCUUCCAGACUGUGUCUGCUCUUUUCAGGGAGAACUUGGGCAAGCUGAUGACCAAUUUGAGGAGCACCCAUCCUCACUUUGUGCGUUGUCUGAUCCCCAAUGAAAGCAAGACUCCAGGUCUGAUGGAGAACUUCUUGGUCAUCCACCAGCUGAGGUGUAACGGUGUGCUGGAGGGUAUCAGAAUCUGCAGAAAGGGUUUCCCCAGCAGAAUCCUCUAUGGUGACUUCAAGCAGAGAUACAAAGUAUUGAAUGCCAGCGUCAUCCCAGAGGGACAGUUCAUUGACAACAAGAAAGCUUCUGAGAAGCUGCUGGGCUCCAUCGAUGUGGAUCAUACUCAGUAUAGGUUUGGGCACACAAAGGUGUUCUUCAAAGCUGGUCUGCUGGGUACCCUGGAGGAGAUGAGAGACGAGAAACUGGCAACUUUGGUGACCAUGACUCAGGCCCUCUGCAGAGGAUAUGUGAUGAGGAAAGAGUUUGUGAAGAUGAUGGAGAGGAGGGAAUCAAUCUAUAGUAUCCAGUACAACAUCCGCUCAUUCAUGAAUGUCAAAAACUGGCCCUGGUUGAAGCUCUACUUCAAGAUCAAACCUCUUCUGAAGAGCGCUGAGACUGAGAAGGAACUGCAGCAGAUGAAGGAGAACUAUGAUAAGAUGCAAUCAGACCUUGCUGCUGCUCUGGCCAAGAAGAAGGAACUUGAAGAGAAGAUGGUGUCUCUCCUGCAAGAGAAAAAUGACCUUCAACUGCAAGUGGCCGCUGAAGUGGAAAAUCUGGGAGACGCAGAGGAGAGGUGUGAGGGACUUAUCAAGAGCAAGAUCCAGCUUGAAGCCAAACUCAAAGAGACGACUGAGAGGCUGGAGGAUGAAGAGGAAAUCAAUGCAGAGCUGACAGCCAAGAAGAGGAAACUGGAGGAUGAAUGUUCUGAGCUGAAGAAGGACAUCGAUGAUCUUGAGCUCACCUUGGCCAAAGUGGAGAAGGAAAAACAUGCCACUGAGAAUAAGGUGAAAAACCUGACAGAGGAGAUGGCAUCUCAAGAUGAGUCUAUUGCCAAGUUGACUAAGGAGAAGAAAGCCCUCCAAGAGGCCCACCAGCAAACUCUGGAUGAUCUCCAAGCAGAGGAAGACAAAGUCAAUACUCUGACCAAGGCCAAGACCAAGCUGGAACAGCAAGUCGAUGAUCUUGAGGGAUCACUGGAACAAGAGAAGAAGCUCCGCAUGGACCUGGAGAGGGCCAAGAGGAAGCUUGAAGGAGAUCUGAAACUUGCUCAGGAAUCCAUAAUGGAUCUGGAGAAUGACAAACAGCAGUCUGAUGAGAAAAUCAAGAAGAAGGACUUUGAGAUAAGCCAGCUGCUCAGCAAGAUUGAGGAUGAACAGUCACUUGGUGCUCAGCUCCAGAAGAAGAUUAAGGAGCUCCAGGCUCGCAUUGAGGAGCUGGAGGAAGAGAUUGAGGCUGAGAGGGCCGCUCGUGCAAAGGUUGAGAAGCAGAGGGCCGACCUCUCCAGGGAGCUUGAGGAGAUCAGCGAGAGGCUGGAGGAAGCUGGUGGAGCAACAGCAGCUCAGAUUGAGAUGAACAAGAAGCGAGAGGCUGAGUUCCAGAAGCUUCGCCGUGACCUUGAGGAGUCCACUCUGCAGCAUGAAUCCACUGCCUCUGCACUCCGCAAGAAGCAGGCUGACAGCGUUGCAGAGUUGGGAGAGCAGAUCGACAACCUUCAGCGUGUCAAGCAGAAGCUGGAAAAAGAGAAGAGCGAGUACAAGAUGGAGAUUGAUGACCUCUCCAGCAACAUGGAGGCUGUCGCUAAAUCUAAGGGCAACCUGGAGAAAAUGUGCAGGACUCUUGAGGACCAACUCAGUGAGCUCAAGGCCAAGAAUGAUGAGAACGUUCGCCAGUUGAAUGACAUCAACGCCCAGAGAGCAAGACUUCAAACCGAGAACGGUGAAAUGUCCCGUCAACUUGAGGAGAAGGAAGCUCUUGUUUCACAGCUGACAAGAGGCAAACAGGCCUACACUCAGCAGAUUGAGGAGCUCAAGAGACAUGUUGAGGAGGAAGUCAAGGCCAAGAACGCCCUGGCCCACUCUGUCCAGUCGGCCCGCCAUGACUGCGAUCUGCUCAGAGAGCAGUUUGAGGAGGAGCAGGAAGCUAAAGCUGAGCUGCAGAGGGGAAUGUCCAAGGCCAACAGUGAGGUGGCUCAGUGGAGAACCAAAUAUGAGACUGAUGCUAUCCAGCGUACUGAGGAGCUGGAGGAGGCCAAGAAAAAGCUUGCUCAGCGUCUGCAGGAUGCUGAGGAGUCCAUCGAGGCUGUGAACUCCAAGUGUGCCUCUCUGGAGAAGACCAAGCAGAGACUGCAGGGUGAGGUGGAGGACCUGAUGAUUGAUGUUGAGAGAGCUAACUCCCUGGCUGCCAACCUUGACAAGAAACAGAGGAACUUUGACAAGGUCCUGGCAGAGUGGAAGCAGAAGUACGAGGAGGGCCAGGCCGAGCUGGAGGGAGCCCAGAAGGAGGCCCGCUCUCUGAGCACUGAACUGUUUAAGAUGAAGAACUCCUAUGAGGAGGCUCUGGACCAUCUUGAGACCAUGAAGAGGGAGAACAAGAACCUGCAGCAGGAGAUCUCUGACCUGACUGAACAGAUUGGUGAGACAGGAAAGAGCAUCCACGAGCUUGAGAAGGCCAAGAAGACUGUGGAGACUGAGAAGUCUGAAAUUCAGUCAGCUCUGGAGGAAGCAGAAGGCACACUGGAGCAUGAGGAGGCCAAGAUCCUCCGUGUUCAGCUUGAGCUCAACCAGAUCAAGGGUGAGGUUGACAGGAAGCUGGCUGAGAAGGACGAGGAGAUGGAGCAGAUCAAGAGGAACAGUCAGAGGGUGAUUGACUCCAUGCAGAGCACUCUGGAUUCUGAAGUUAGAAGCAGGAAUGAUGCCCUCAGAGUUAAGAAGAAGAUGGAGGGCGACCUGAAUGAGAUGGAGAUUCAGCUCAGCCACGCUAACAGGCAGGCUGCUGAGGCCCAGAAACAACUGAGGAAUGUCCAGGGCCAACUCAAGGACGCCCAACUUCACCUGGAUGAUGCAAUCAGAGGUCAGGAAGACAUGAAGGAGCAGGUUACCAUGGUUGAGCGCAGGAAUGGACUGAUGGUGGCUGAGAUUGAGGAGCUGAGAGCUGCUCUGGAGCAGACUGAGAGAGGCCGCAAAGUGGCAGAGCAGGAACUGGUGGACGCCAGCGAGCGUGUUGGCCUUCUUCACUCCCAGAACACCAGUCUACUGAACACCAAGAAGAAGCUGGAAUCUGACCUGGUGCAAGUUCAGGGUGAAGUAGAUGAUGCCGUUCAGGAAGCAAGAAAUGCUGAGGAGAAAGCCAAGAAGGCCAUUACUGAUGCUGCCAUGAUGGCUGAGGAGCUGAAGAAAGAACAGGACACCAGCGCUCACCUGGAGAGGAUGAAGAAGAACCUGGAGGUCACUGUCAAGGACCUGCAGCACCGUCUGGAUGAGGCUGAGAACCUGGCUAUGAAGGGUGGCAAGAAGCAGCUCCAGAAACUGGAGUCCAGAGUGCGUGAGCUGGAAACUGAAGUUGAGGGCGAGCAGAGACGCGGAGCUGAUGCUGUCAAAGGUGUCCGCAAAUAUGAGAGGAGAGUGAAGGAGCUCACCUACCAGACCGAGGAGGAUAAGAAGAAUGUGAUCAGACUUCAGGAUCUGGUAGAUAAACUGCAACUCAAAGUCAAGGCUUACAAGAGACAAGCUGAAGAGGCUGAGGAGCAGGCCAACAGCCACAUGUCAAGACUCAGGAAGGUCCAGCAUGAGAUGGAGGAGGCUCAGGAGCGCGCUGAUAUUGCUGAAUCUCAGGUCAACAAGAUGAGAGCCAAGAGCCGUGACAUUGGAAAGUCUGAGAGCGCUGAGUAGAAGACGUUCUGCAGUUUCAACAGCAUUCAUAAAAUAUGAACUGCGUGUUGACUAAUCUUCAGUGAAGGUUUCAAAUCAAUAAAAGUUCCAUCAU